AACUGCCAAUUCCGCCAUCGGCGGCAAGCUGCAUUGAUUUUCUAUUUUUACUCUCGAAAGAUGCAUUGAGAAAGACGCAGCAUGGCGAAUUUGACAUCAGCGCCUGCAACAACCACUACAGCACCACCAGAUCCGCGACUGGUUGCGGAAAGACUUGAUUUCUGGGCGAGACAAGCGUUCGAACCAACAACAUGUGGAUAUGUCAAUGGAGAUACAGGAUCUCCUGUCACCUGCAGUUUUGGGAUCAGUUGCCUGUCAUUCACGUCGGCAAAUGUUCAUUAUUGCGGGAUUCUAGCAUACGCAUUGCCACCGACAGCCUGUAUUGACUCUACGUACUAUGUAACCGCAUGCGAUAGAACCUGCCAAGAGGAUUAUUCGACGUUGAAAUGCACACUCAGUACAAAUAUACACUGUGUGACAAUGUACUGGAAUGAUCCGAUUGGAACGAACCCUCCCAUGUCGGGAUUUACUUGCUCGACUACGAAUGCAAUUUUAUCCGUGACAUCUGCGGCCGAUCUCGGUGGCCCCCUUCCAACCGCUGCUUCAACAGGCGCAGUCGAGUUCACAUAUGGCAACGGUGCCUCGAUAGCCUCCUCUACGCCUGCAUCUACAACUGGUGAAGCAAGUUCAUCCUCCUCUGGACUCACUCACGACGAUAUAAUAUACAUUGUGGUUGCAAUAGUCGGCUUUUUAAUAGUGGUAGGACUGGUAGCGGUAGCAAUAAGAAAAUGGAAGAAGCCAGCACCGAGGCAGGAUAAUGUUUAUGAUGAUAGAUACCGAUACCCCCCAGCGACCACCACUCAUGUCUCACAAAAUAAUUGGCCGACCUAUCACACACCUACAACCACGUCGGGAUUUCUAGGAACAAGAAGCGAAAUUACUCCCGAUGACUCCGUCAGUCAAGUCCAAGUACCAGCGACACAUCCCCCAACAUAUACGCAGCUGUACUCCCAUGCGCCUACCGGGUCUGCUGGAUUAUAGAGCAGGUAGCGUAAUACCAGAAUCAUUACUAAUUAUACACAGUCAUGUAGCCUGUCUCACUGCGAACGAUACUCAACUGACAGGCGCGGAGAUUUGCACGACACGGGAUAUCCAACUAUCCGCCCAUGCAAUGAGUUUGCGAUCUAUUUCGGAAUUGCUAGCUUUGACCAUCUCAUGACGUGCGUCAUGCAGGGUCUUCAAAGCAUUCGUUCUCCACUCGUUGAUCAAUUGAGGAUCUAUGCGUGGCUGCCGACAAUCAAGCUCAGUCUCUCUGGCCACCAGGAUAGCUCUUCGCAUUUCAACUCGUGGGACUUCUGUUUCUGGAUCAGGCAUACGACGAGCAUUUUCAAGGGCUCGUUGAUUGAAGUAAAAUGCUUGACGCAAAAAUACCUUCUUCUCAGACGGAGAACUCGAUUU
Talaromyces proteolyticus is the source of this 1398-nucleotide messenger RNA. RefSeq lists its product as uncharacterized. The transcript is spliced from 3 exons. The coding region runs from base 82 to 981 and encodes 299 amino acids. NCBI's taxonomy places the organism in Eukaryota, Fungi, Ascomycota, Eurotiomycetes, Eurotiales, Trichocomaceae. The record is from RefSeq and is a predicted model, not a curated record.